Messenger RNA from Elephantulus edwardii (Cape elephant shrew), 548 nucleotides. It is a transcript of the gene THAP4, whose product is annotated as THAP domain containing 4. NCBI's taxonomy places the organism in Eukaryota, Metazoa, Chordata, Mammalia, Macroscelidea, Macroscelididae. The transcript has 5 exons. Bases 51 to 548 code for a protein of 165 amino acids. The record is from RefSeq and is a predicted model, not a curated record.
ACAACCUUGAAGAACCUUGGCUGUGUGUCCGGGAGUUAGGAAACUUGGGGAUGGAACCUCCCAUGAUGAACCCAGUGGUAGAGCCACUGUCCUGGAUGCUGGGCACCUGGCUGUCUGACCCACCUGGAGCUGGCACCUUCCCGACGCUGCAGCCCUUCCAGUACCUGGAGGAGGUACACAUCUUCCACGUGGGCCAGCCUAUGCUCAACUUCUCGUUCAACGCCUUCCACCCCGACACACGGAAGCCAAUGCACCGGGAGUGCGGCUUCAUCCGGCUCCAGCCUGAUACCAACAAGGUGGCCUUCAUCAGUGCCCAGAAUACAGGCAUCGUGGAAGUGGAAGAGGGCGAGGUGAAUGGGCAGGAGCUGUCCAUUGCCUCCCAUUCCAUUGCCAGGAUCUCCUUUGCCAAGGACCCCCAUGUGGAGCAGAUUACUCGCAAGUUCAGACUGAAUUCCGAAGGCAAACUUGAACAGACGGUAUCCAUGGCAACCACUACCCAGCCAAUGACUCAGCAUCUGCAUGUCACCUACAAGAAGGUGACGCCCUGA